Messenger RNA from Oncorhynchus keta (chum salmon), 770 nucleotides. Its product is annotated as RING-box protein 2. Bases 136 to 468 code for a protein of 110 amino acids. The transcript has 3 exons. Gene Ontology annotation, cellular component: Cul5-RING ubiquitin ligase complex; nucleus. Lineage: Eukaryota; Metazoa; Chordata; Actinopteri; Salmoniformes; Salmonidae. Gene Ontology annotation, molecular function: cullin family protein binding; zinc ion binding; ubiquitin protein ligase activity. Gene Ontology annotation, biological process: ubiquitin-dependent protein catabolic process; protein ubiquitination. The record is from RefSeq and is a predicted model, not a curated record.
UACUGCAGAUGUGUUAUAGCGCACGACCGCCCCCUGGUUUGUUUGCUCUGCUGAUUAAAACAUCCAAACACCACGGACGAGCUAGCUAGCUUCUUUCGUCCAUUUUGCUUUGCUGUUAGCUAGUUUAUUGCAGAGAUGGAAGACAGUGAAGAGCCGGGUUUAGUUCACUCUCACAGCUCGACUUCUGGGUCAAAAUCGAGCAGUGACAAGAUGUUUUCUCUCAAGAAAUGGAAUGCUGUUGCAAUGUGGAGCUGGGAUGUGGAGUGCGAUACAUGCGCCAUCUGUAGGGUCCAAGUUAUGGAUGCAUGCUUGCGGUGUCAGGCUGAAAAUAAACAAGAGGACUGUGUCGUGGUAUGGGGAGAGUGCAACCACUCUUUCCACAAUUGCUGCAUGUCUCUCUGGGUGAAGCAGAACAAUCGCUGCCCACUGUGCCAGCAGGACUGGGUCGUGCAAAGAAUCGGCAAAUGAAGUGCUCUAACUUCCCCAUCCUUCCACUGCAAGUUUGGACAGGAGACCGGACUGAAUACUGCAACCUUCUAUGUACAUUGUGUGUGCAUGCUGCUGUCAUUCCUUCAAUGCUAAGAUAUAGAUUGAAUGGCCAAUAUCCUGGUGAAGACGUCCUACUCUUCGAUGGAAAUGUCGGCAGGUGCAGGGCAAAGCUGAAGAACUGAGGAUAGUUGCUGAGCUUGGUGUCAUGGUUAACUUUUUUUUGUCGUCCAAGAUUUUUUUGUGAGAGAAAAAAGUUGGUUAUUAAAAUAAGUCUAAGCAUA